GGGGAAACAGUUCUGGUUGAAAGUCCGUCGAUUCGGUGUGAAAAAAAGCACAUAAGAAUUGAAAGGUCUGUUUUUCUUCUUUUCCCUGCGGUGUCGCUUUCUUUUAUGCCUCCGCACGAAGACGAGAUUUCCGAACAGACGCCUUUGCUGGGCGGUCCUUCCGUCGCGGCAGCCAAACCGGCCAAACCGAAAUGGAAAGUAUAUGCCGUGCUUUUAGGCUUUCUCGUGAUCCUGACGACGUGGGUGUAUAAUGUACGAAGACACUUGCCGGUGCCACUUUCUGAUCCCGAAGCUCGUUCAAACGAUGAUUUCCCCGGCAUUCACUGCUACAACGAAUAUCUCAGCAAAUUCACUGAACCUCAUUCGGCCAAUCAACGUAACAAUGUAGUAAUGAACGAAUGGAUCGCUUCUUUGGUGAAAGGAUUCCAGAAGGACGCCAGCGCCAACAACGUGACCAUGGAAGCCAUUCUUCGUGAUCCCACCACCAUCAUAUCCAAACGUAACAAAUUGAGUCAAGACGAGUAUUGGUACGUCGAGUCCAGCAAUAUCAUGGUUCGCCUUCAUGGUCGCACGGGUAACACCAGUGAGGCUUUGCUCGUUAAUGCGCACUACGACAGUGUGUCCACCAGCCAUGGUGUCACAGACAAUGGCAUGGGCACCGCUGUGGCCAUUGAACUCCUACGUUAUUUUGUACGCCAUCCCCCCGAACAGACCCUCAUUUUCUUGUUCAAUAAUUUUGAAGAGGGUGGACUGAUUGGCGCCGACGUUUUUAUUCAACAUCCUUGGUUCCAAACGGUGAAGUUCUUUGUCAAUCUCGAGGGAACAGGAGCUGGCGGCCGUCCACUUCUUUUCCGAUCCAACCAUUUAGCAGCCACGCGACAACUGGCAAGAUCCAAAGCCAAACUAUUGCAUGGAUCGCCUUUUGGAAAUGGUUUACUAAAGUCCAGAACUCUCAGAAGUGAUACCGAUUAUACGGUAUUUACUGCUCAUGGAGCACACGGUUUCGAUAUUGGAUUUUACGAACCCCGUUCCCACUACCAUACUCAACGCGAUGAUUUGGCACACACUACACGAAGCUCAUUACAAUACAUGGGACAAAUGGCGCUCGCUGCGGUACGAUGUGUCGAUGCUAGCGAAAGCUUGACAGAAGAUGGUGAUGAUGACGAAUUCAUUUAUUAUGAUAUCCUCGGUCGAUUCAUGGUCGUCUACAGUUUCACCACGGCCCAGGUAGUCAACGUCAUUGCGCUUGUACUUGUUCCUGUCGUGGUCAUGGUGGUGGGUCGAAUUCAUUCGAAUGGCGUGUCAAGGGAGGAGAGGAAAAGACGAUUCGUACAAAAAGCUCGAUACUAUGCACUAGGUUUAUCCAUGUGCAUUAUCACGGCGGCUUCGAUGGCUGGUGUGGCCGCCUUGGUGUGUCUUUUACUUCUGACAGUGAACCCUCUGAUGACUUAUGGUGGCAUCUAUUUGGCAGCCUUGUGCAUUUUCCUGGGCGGUUUGUUUGGCUUAUUACUAUGCCAGUGGAUGCUCGAAAAAAUACCUGUUGUGGCGAAGCUCGUUCCUGGAAAGCCAAAACAAAGCUUUGAUUUCUACUUGUCAGGGCUCACGAUGUUGUGGUGGGUUCUUGUGGUGGCUGCGGCCCAUCUCACCAGCCAUCAUGUGACCGGAUCUUACUAUGGGGUGUACUUCCUUGGAAGCACAGCGUUGAGUUGGGCCGUAUAUUACUGCAUCCCAGAAGAGCAUGAAUGGCGUUACCCAGUGACAAUGGUCGUACAGACAUUGGUGCCUACGAUUCUCAUGGCAGAGUUAUGCUUCCUCACCAUGGAUGCCCUACGCCACACCACCGCUGACGGAACUCCAGAACGUGCAGUGUACCUGUUCAUGACCGUACCAAUACUUCUCAUCACCCUUCAACUGUUGCCGUGGAUUCAGCUUGCAGGGAACAAGAAGAAGCCGACUUUAAUAGCCGAUCUGGCAUUAGCUGUGGUGUUGGUGAUCUGCCUCGCAGCGUCACCGUACAAUAGCAGCUGGUCUCCCAAUCGAGUCUUAUUCAAUCAGGAGUACUAUACGACCGAUUCCUUGGCGACAGUGUCUGUUGUGACGACGGUUGGGUUGCAAUCGACGCUGAGACAAGCCUUGUCCACGAGAGAAUAUGAUACGUUGUCAUGUGAUCCGUUCAAUGGUCAGACCAAAUGUGUCUACGAAACGUCGUUGACACCUCUGUAUGGUCGUAGACCCGGGGAAGCGAGUGUGCACAUUCGCGAGUCAGGGUGUGCCAAUGGUCGUUGUCAAUUGAACCUCACGACGGUCGCUCGAAACAGCUUUAUAUGCCAGUUACAAUUCCGUCUACCAGUGUAUAAUGCAAGAGCGUGGAUCAAUCAGCACAGCGUAGCUCCGGAAGGGUCACUCGGUGCUUUGGUAGCCACGUCGCCAUCGCUUGGCAAGAAGAUUAUGUGGGAUAUCGAGUAUCCUGACAGCGAAGGCUCCAACCAAGUCAUGCUGAACUGUCUGUACGAUGAAUGGACCAACGGAGAGAUUCCCGCUUUUACCACGUUGCGCAAUAACAUGCCCGAAAGCAGUUUGCUUACCAUGCGUGGCGGUGUAGGUCUCGUCAAAGUACACUAUGAUCCAUGGAUCAACCUAUCAUCGUGAUGAUGCGUGAUGGAUGAAAAAAUACAAUAGCUUGUUUGUUGUUUUUAAUGUUUGAUGAAAAGAAAAAGAAGAUGUGAACUACGAAUAUAUAAAAGAAGGAGG
Radiomyces spectabilis is the source of this 2751-nucleotide messenger RNA. RefSeq lists its product as uncharacterized. Gene Ontology annotation, biological process: proteolysis. Gene Ontology annotation, molecular function: metalloexopeptidase activity. The record is from RefSeq and is a predicted model, not a curated record. The transcript is spliced from 6 exons. The coding region runs from base 106 to 2649 and encodes 847 amino acids. Lineage: Eukaryota; Fungi; Mucoromycota; Mucoromycetes; Mucorales; Radiomycetaceae.